CACACACUCACACCGGUUUUCCCUGGGCACCAUCUCCACAUUCGGAGACUCUGCGUUUUGCCAGGUGGACGCACAUACCACAGUCACCAUUUCUACCCCAGAGAGUUCCACGCUGGCAGCGCAGCCCCUUCCCCGGCUGAGCAUCGGGCGGAAGACCCUGGUGGCAGCUGCUGUGGGGGUCAUGCUGGUCCUGGUUCUGGUGGUCCUCAUCCCUGUGCUGGUCAGCUCCGUUGGCACAGGUGGUUCAGAUGACAGCACGAGCCACUACGAGAUGCUGGGCUCUUGCCGCAUGGUUUGUGACCCCUUUCCCAGCACGGGCACGACUGGCACCGGUGUGCACAUGGGCACAGACACAGCAACCACAGGCCUACAGGUGGGAGAUGAGGCAGAUCUGAGUGAUCACAGCAUCGGCCCGCCGCUGCCUACCUACAGUGCAAAUGGCCCACAAGGCAGAGCAGGACGUCCUGGCAAGCCUGGACCCCCAGGACCACCUGGAGAGCCAGGUCCACCAGGAKCUAAGGGACCACCGGGAGAUGGUGUGGACAUAGUACGGACUGGGAUUUUAGGCUUAGGGGGCAAAGGGGCAGUCAGCACAACCACUUACAACACCUCACCUCGGGUAGCAUUUUACGCGGGACUACGAAACCCUCAAGAAGGUUAUGAUAUUCUGCGGUUUGAUGACGUGGUGACUAAUAUCGGAGGUAACUAUGAGGGCGCGACGGGAAAGUUCACCUGUAAGAUCCCUGGCACCUACUUUUUCAUCUACAAUGUGCUGAUGAGAGGAGGAGAUGGCACCAGCAUGUGGGCUGACCUGAUCAAGAACGGUCUGGUCAGAGCCAGCGCCAUCGCCCAAGACCAGGACCAGAGUUAUGACUAUGCCAGCAACAGUGUCAUUCUUCAUUUGGAUGCAGGCGAUGAGGUUUUCAUAAAACUCGACGGUGGCAAAGCUCACGGGGGCAACAGCAACAAAUAUAGCACCUUCUCAGGGUUCAUCCUCUACGCCGACUGAGGACCGGACAGGACGUGGGCUCAGAGGUGAAAGAUCACAGCCAGAAGACAUUCAGUCCCUGACUUUCGCUCAGCUCCCACAGAAAGGUUCAUGUUGCCCAUAGCCACUGAUUCACAAUCAGAUUUUCUUUUCUUGUUUUAAGGUCAGGGCUGACACUGCGUGUCAGGCUGUGUGUCUGUGGCUAUCGGUAACUGUCCACCUUCUCAUCCAUACGUCCUGUUGUACGCAGUUGUGCCUACAUGCUGCUGCUCAGGGCGGACAUGAGCAACGUAACGGUGUCAGUCACUGCCAUGUGUCACGCUGAGGUGCCGUAACAGUUCUGACAGUGCCGGUGCCUCACCUCAUUUUUGAGCUGUCAUUUCACAUUCCAGUCUGGAGAUCCAAGUCACGGCGGCGGCAGCGUUUGUAAAUGUGCUGUUCAGAUUUAUGUUGCGAUUGCUUUGUGUGUAUGAUAAGAUGUUGUGCUUCAAAGACUGGAGAGGUAUUUUUGUUUGGCAAAUAUGGAAACGCCACAAUGAGAUUACGAUUGUGUUGAAUGGCAGACAGUGUCACAAGAUGUGUUGUGUCUCAGUGUGAUGAUUGGGAAAAGAACA
Molecule: messenger RNA, 1602 nt
Organism: Paralichthys olivaceus (Japanese flounder)
Lineage: Eukaryota; Metazoa; Chordata; Actinopteri; Pleuronectiformes; Paralichthyidae
Product: C1q-related factor-like
Molecular function (GO): protein binding
Source: RefSeq, a predicted model, not a curated record